This is a messenger RNA of Hippopotamus amphibius kiboko, 3146 nucleotides long. RefSeq names its product synoviolin 1 (gene SYVN1). Lineage: Eukaryota; Metazoa; Chordata; Mammalia; Artiodactyla; Hippopotamidae. The transcript is spliced from 16 exons. Bases 197 to 2032 code for a protein of 611 amino acids. Gene Ontology annotation, cellular component: cytoplasm. The record is from RefSeq and is a predicted model, not a curated record.
CGGGUUGUGGUUGGGGUCGGGACCUGGACCUUUCCCCUGGACGUGUCCGCGGUCGGCGCGCCCCUUCAGCCCCGCCGCCCGCUUUCGACCGGUCAGCUGCCGGUAGACAGGCGCCCGCGCGGCCGCUCUGCCAGAGGCCCGGCCCCGCCUGCGACGCUCGCAGCUCCUGGCGCCUACAGGUCCCCAGGCCAGGGCAAUGUUCCGCACCGCCGUGAUGAUGGCGGCCAGCCUGGCGCUGACCGGGGCCGUGGUGGCCCAUGCCUACUACCUCAAGCACCAGUUCUACCCCACUGUGGUGUACCUGACCAAGUCUAGCCCCAGCAUGGCAGUCCUGUACAUCCAGGCCUUCGUCCUUGUCUUCCUCUUGGGCAAGGUGAUGGGCAAGGUGUUCUUCGGACAGCUGAGGGCAGCAGAGAUGGAGCACCUUCUGGAACGUUCCUGGUAUGCUGUCACUGAGACUUGUCUGGCCUUCACGGUCUUUCGGGAUGACUUCAGCCCCCGCUUUGUUGCACUCUUCACUCUCCUUCUCUUCCUCAAGUGUUUUCACUGGCUGGCUGAGGACCGUGUGGACUUUAUGGAACGCAGCCCCAAUAUCUCCUGGCUCUUUCACUGCCGCAUUGUCUCCCUUAUGUUCCUCCUGGGUAUCCUGGACUUCCUCUUCGUCAGCCAUGCCUAUCACAGCAUCCUGACCCGUGGGGCCUCUGUGCAGCUGGUGUUUGGCUUUGAGUAUGCCAUCCUGAUGACUAUGGUACUCACCAUCUUUAUCAAGUACGUGCUGCACUCCGUGGACCUCCAGAGCGAGAAUCCCUGGGACAAUAAGGCCGUGUACAUGCUCUACACGGAGCUAUUUACAGGUUUCAUCAAGGUUCUGCUGUACAUGGCUUUCAUGACCAUCAUGAUCAAGGUGCACACUUUCCCUCUCUUUGCCAUCCGGCCUAUGUACCUGGCUAUGAGGCAGUUCAAGAAAGCUGUGACAGAUGCCAUCAUGUCUCGCCGAGCUAUCCGCAACAUGAACACACUGUAUCCAGAUGCCACCCCAGAGGAACUCCAGGCAAUGGACAAUGUCUGCAUUAUCUGCCGAGAAGAGAUGGUGACUGGUGCCAAGAGACUGCCCUGCAACCACAUUUUCCAUACCAGCUGCCUGCGCUCCUGGUUCCAGCGGCAGCAGACCUGCCCUACCUGCCGUAUGGAUGUCCUUCGGGCAUCGCUGCCGACCCAGUCACCACCGCCCCCUGAACCUGCGGAUCAGGGGCCACCACCUGCUCCCCACCCCCCACCGCUCCUGCCCCAGCCCCCCAACUUCCCCCAGGGCCUCCUGCCUCCCUUCCCUCCAGGCAUGUUCCCGCUGUGGCCCCCCAUGGGCCCCUUUCCUCCUGUUCCACCUCCCCCCAGCUCAGGAGAGGCUGUGGCCCCUCCGUCCACCAGUGCAGCAGCCCUUUCUCGGCCCAGUGGAGCAGCCACAACCACAGCUGCUUCUGCUGCCUCUGCCCCAGCACCUGGCUCUGCCUCCGCCCCCGAAGCUGGCCCCGCCCCAGGCUUCCCCUUCCCUCCUCCCUGGAUGGGCAUGCCGCUGCCUCCACCCUUUGCCUUCCCCCCGAUGCCUGUGCCUCCUGCAGGCUUUGCGGGGCUGACCCAAGAGGAGCUGCGGGCUCUGGAAGGCCAUGAGCGGCAGCACCUGGAGGCCCGGCUGCAGAGCCUGCGCAACAUCCACACGCUGCUGGACGCCGCCAUGCUGCAGAUCAACCAGUACCUCACCGUGCUCGCCUCCCUGGGGCCACCCCGGCCCACCACCUCAGCCAGCCCCACUGAGGAGACUGCCCCUACAGCUGCCACUGCUGCCUCCUCCACCAGCACCCCCAGCUCUGAGGCCACCACCCCAUCCCCGGGAACCUCCCCACCAGCCCCUGAACCUGAAAAGCCUCCAGCUCCAGAGUCCGCGGGCCCCGAGGAGCUGCCUGAGGAUGGGGAGCCUGACGCGGCAGAGCUCCGCCGCCGCCGCCUGCAGAAGUUGGAGUCCCCUGUUGCCCACUGACACUGCCCCAGUCCAGGCCCCUGCCCCUACUCUUGAGCAGUCCUCGCUGGAACAUGUCCUGCCACCAAGUGCCAGCUCCCUCUCUAUCUGCACCAGGGAGUAGUAACCCCCAGCUCUGAGACAGAAGAGGUGGCACCCUAGACCAAGUGGAAAGAGGCCUGAGGCGCCAGGUGACUCCAGCCCUGACAGCCCUGGGGAUCUUGGGUCAGUUCCAGCCUUCCUCUGCAACCCUUCAGCCCUGUGUUCUGCUGGGGCCAUGAAGGCAGAAAGGUGCAAUGUCUGAGAAACCCUCUGACCCCCCAACCCCUUUCUGGGAGAAGGGGCUGCCCCUCUGAGCCCCCCUUGUGUGUGGAGUCACGCUGCAGUGCCGAACAGUAUUAGCUCCCAUUCCCAAGUGUGGACUCAAGGGGCUGGAGGCAAGCCAGGAACUUGCUCCCUGGCCCACCCACCAAGACUGGUACCAAUGUCAUUUUCUUACCUAAACUCCCCAGAAGCCCUUUGUGGUGGUGGCUGUGCCCCUUGUGCCCUGUGGCAUUUCCAUGUCUUACUGGCAACCACACAACUCAGGGAAAGGAGUGUCUGGGGUGGAGGAGCAGGUGGGCACCACUGGGGCCCUGCUCUGCCUCUUCCCCCCAGGCCCUUUUCUCCCUGCAGUUUGUCUAAGGUGAGACAGUCCCUGGUCUCACCCAGCAGCCACUGUGCAGCCUCACUCUGGGCUGAAGGCCCUUGUGUCUGCUUCUGAACCACUGCAAGCCCCAGAACCUACGAAAGGCCAUUUCUUAACUUACAGAAUUUUUCUUGAGGUUAGAAGAAUUGGAAUUACUUCCUUGCUUUUGUCUCUUGGCUUAAAUUUUGUCUUUGACUUUGAAUGCUUGACCCCAGGAAAGUGGAGCAGGAGUGCCGAGCUCCCUGUCCUUCCAGUUUAGAAAAGGCUCUGGGCCAGGUAGGGACCACAGGAGCCGAGGCCUUGCCUGCCCCUGUCUUUUCCCCCUUGGUUUUGUGUUACAAGAGUUGCUGGAGACAGUUUUGGAUGAUUAUUUAAUUUGUAAAUAUUGUACAAAUUUUAAUAGCUUAAAUUGUAUAUACAGCCAAAUAAAAACUUGCAUUAAUGACU